AUGAAGUUCCCCCAGAUCUAUAACGUCUAUGCAAUAUGUGGCUUCGCAGCUCUUGGUGGCAUUCUCUUCGGCUUUGAUAUCUCAUCCAUGUCGGGUGCUCUUGGCACUCCGGCGUACAAGCGCUACUUUGGCAAUCCCAGCGGAACUCGCCAAGGUGGUAUAACCGCUGCUAUGCCUGCUGGCUCGCUCUUGGGAGCUCUCUCCUCUUCUUUCAUCGCUGAUCGGCUCUCACGUCGCGUGGCUAUCCAGAUCGCUGCUCUUAUCUGGAUCAUUGGAGCAGUCUUCCAGGCAGCGGCCAAUGGUGUCGCUCUCCUUUGUGUCGGUCGAGCAGUUGGCGGAUAUGCCAUUGGUAUCUGCUCCGCUAUGGUUCCCGUUUACCAGGCAGAAAUUGCGCCCAAGCAAAUUCGUGGCCGUGUCGUUUCACUACAGCAAUGGGCUAUCACUUGGGGUAUACUGAUCCAAUACUUCAUCCAGUACGGAAGUUCCUUCGUAGAUGGAGGCGUUGACAACCCGAACCAAGCCACCGCUGCCUUCCGUAUUCCAUGGGGUAUCCAAGCCGUUCCCGGAGCAAUUCUCUUUAUCGGGUUCUUCUUCUUUCCUCGAUCCCCACGUUGGCUAGCUUCAAAAGACCGCUGGGAGGAGGCCCUCCAUGUUCUUGCCAACCUCCACGGUGGUGGCGAUGUCAACCACCCCAAGGUUCUCGCUGAAUACAAGGAGAUCGAGGAGGCUCUUGCUUUCGAGCGUGAGGUUGCUGAAACUAGCUUCGCUGCUCUUGUCAAACCCCGCAUUCUCAAGCGUGUUAUACUCGGCAUGUCCAUUCAGAUGUGGUCACAGCUUUGCGGUAUGAACAUCAUGAUGUACUACAUUGUGUUCAUUAUGCGCGGAGCUGGGAUCGCCGAUGAGCUCCUCACUGCAUCCAUUCAGUACAUUAUCAAUGUUGCCAUGACUCUCCCGGCUAUCCUAUACCUAGACAAGUUCGGUCGUCGCCCAGCGUUGCUCUGCGGAUCCUUUGGAAUGGCUGUUUGGCUCUUCACCACGGGCGCUCUCCAGGCCUCUUACGGCAACCCCAAUCCCGACAAAUCCGACAAGGAUAUCUCCUGGGUCGUACCUCGUGAGCACAGCGCUGUUUCCAAGGCCAUCGUAGCAUGCUCAUACCUCUUUGUCGCUACGUUUGCCACCACUUGGGGACCCGUCUCCUGGACUUACCCAUCUGAGAUCUUCCCCGCCAAGGUCCGCGCCAAAGCCGUCAGUCUCGCUACUGCCACAAACUGGACCUGGAACUGUAUCCUCGCUUUCGCCGUCCCACCACUUCUCUGGUCCAUCAACUGGAAGAUGUACAUGAUCUUCGGUACCUUCAACGCUGUUGCGUUCAUUCACAUGUUCUUGACCGCACCAGAGACAAAGGGCAAGACACUUGAGGAGAUGGACGACGUCUUUGAUUCUGGUCUGCCUGCUUGGAAGGCUGGAAAGGUUGAGUCGCGUCUUGACCGCGUUGCCCGUGAUAUUGAGGACGGAAAACUCAAGGUUGGUCACCACGGCCACGUUGAGGAUGUCAACGUCGAGGCCAAGGUCUAG
Bipolaris zeicola 26-R-13 is the source of this 1575-nucleotide messenger RNA. RefSeq lists its product as uncharacterized. The transcript has 4 exons. Gene Ontology annotation, biological process: carbohydrate transport; transmembrane transport. NCBI's taxonomy places the organism in Eukaryota, Fungi, Ascomycota, Dothideomycetes, Pleosporales, Pleosporaceae. The record is from RefSeq and is a predicted model, not a curated record. Bases 1 to 1575 code for a protein of 524 amino acids. Gene Ontology annotation, cellular component: membrane. Gene Ontology annotation, molecular function: carbohydrate:proton symporter activity.